This is a messenger RNA of Linum tenue, 1248 nucleotides long. The record is from the annotation of a GenBank genome assembly. NCBI's taxonomy places the organism in Eukaryota, Viridiplantae, Streptophyta, Magnoliopsida, Malpighiales, Linaceae.
AUGAAACCUUCCACAACCCCAACCCACACUCUACCCAACGCCUCCAAGCCAAUACUCACCGUAGCGGCAAUCUUCCUCCUCUGCUUCCUGGGAUGGGUUUUGUUCAUCGGAAACAGGGGAGACCCGAGCUCUGUUUUCCGGGUACCCAAUCCCCGAUCCGACGACGCAAAACGAGAAGUUGAAGCUUGCGAUAUAUUUGACGGAGAGUGGGUUAUGGACAACGAGACAACAAGGCCCUUGUACAGAGAGGAAGACUGUGAGUUCCUAUCGGAGUGGACGACUUGCUUGAGGAACGGAAGGAAGGAUGCUCUGUUUCAGAAGUGGAGGUGGCAGCCGCGCGAGUGCUCAUUGGCCGUGUUCGAUCCGAGGUUGUUGUUGGAGAAACUGAGAGGGAAGAGGAUCAUGUUCGUUGGGGACUCUGUGCAUCUUAACCAGUGGCAAUCUUUGGUCUGCAUGGUCCAGUCGGCUGUUCCUCGGGGCAGCAAGAAGGUGGUGUAUUCUGAUGAGUACACGCAAGCUUUUCAGAUUCAGAUGUACAAUGCAAGCAUAGAGUAUUACUGGGCGCCAUUCCUGGUUGACUCGAACUCCGACCCUCCAACAAUGAGAGACGGCAGAACAGAGUCCAUAGUCAAUCCGGAUUCCAUCUUCUCCAAGCGCGGCGAGGCCUGGAAACAAGCCGACUACCUCAUCUUCAACACCUACGCCUGGUGGCUCAGAUAUCCAACCAUCAAACUACUACGUGGGCCGUCGUCGUUUGCUGACGUGGCACCGGAAUACGACGAGAUCGAACGGCAUCUAGGGUACGCGAGAGCGCUGAGGAGGUGGGGCGAGUGGGUGGAUGAAAAUGUCGAUCCCAAUCGCACCUCUGUUUUCUUCGCUUCCAUGUUCCCUCAACAUCAAUGGAGUCUGGAUUGGAACAACACAGACGGUGUACGAUGCGAGAAGGAGACGAUGCCUUUUCAGAACGUAUCCGUACCACUGAAUGUGCAGACGGAUGUGAGAUUUUAUGGGGUGACAAGCAGAGUCCUGGCGUCGAUGAGAACUCCCGUGAACUUGCUCAACAUAACAGCUCUCUCGGAGCGACGGAAAGACGGCCAUCCUUCCGUUUACGGGACAUACGGCGGUCAAGUGUUGACCUCCGAGCAGAAAACCAAUCCGGCGGCUUAUGCAGAUUGCCUGCAUUGGUGUCUCCCCGGAGUGCCCGACACGUGGAACGAAUUGCUCUACAAUCGGAUCUUGGCCUACUGA